CCUUCACUAUAUAAAGCAGCAGACGCUGGCUCAGGGACAUUUGCCGCGAGAGGGCCAUGCCAGCAGCAGCCUCCUCCAUGCCCAGGGUAGACAAAAUGCCAGGAGUGUUCUUCUCUGCUCACCCAAAGGAGCUAAAAGGGGCUGGACACUCACUUCUAGACGACAAAACACCAAAAAGGAGGCCAAAGACGUUUGGCAUGGACGUGAAAGCGUACCUGAGGUCUAUGAUCCCCCAUCUGGAGUCGGGAAUGAGGUCUGCCAAGUCCAAAGACAUACUUUCUGCUGACGAAGUAAUGCAGUGGUCUCAAUCUCUGGAAAAACUUCUUGCUAGCCAAACUGGUCUAGAUGUCUUUGGAAGCUUCCUAAAGUCCGAGUUCAGUGAGGAGAACAUUGAGUUCUGGCUGGCCUGUGAAGACUAUAAAAAAACGGACUCUGAUCAUUUGCAUUGCAAAGCAGAGAAGAUAUACAAAGCAUUUGUGCAUUCAGAUGCUGCUAAGCAAAUCAAUAUAGACUUCCGCACACGAGAAUCUACAGCUAAGAAAGUUAAAGCACCCACCCCUACGUGCUUUGAUGAAGCUCAGAAAAUUAUAUACACUCUUAUGGAAAAGGACUCUUAUCCCAGGUUCCUCAAAUCAGAUAUUUACUUAAAUCUCCUGAACGACCUUCAGCCUAGCAGCCUAAAGUGACAGUCCCUGGCUCAGGAGAGUGAAGAGACUAUCAAUCACAGGAAGAAUGUUCCAGCACGGCUCCCUGGGAGAACACCCUGGCCUUUUAGGGUGGCCUGACACACGCAGAGGAAGAACAAAUGACUUGGAAUGGGCACGUGGAAUUUAUCCAGGUGUGGAGUUCAAGACUCACAGCAAGAUGAGAACUGAGACAGUGUAGGAGAAAGGCAGGCCGGUGGUACUGUCAGAAAAUAAAGGCCACCUCUGUGUUAGAAAACCCCUCAGAACUGGGAGGGCUGGGGAACUCCAGAUGCACAGAAACUGUGAAUAAAUCGCAACAGGCCAUAGGCUUCAAGUUCAACUGGGAUUUAUGCCCCGUGGUUUUAUAAUAGAUUGAGCUGCUGAGACCUCUGCAACUUGAACUGACUAUUUAAAAAGUCUAUUUCACAAUCGCCAUUGUUACUGUUGACGUACAGGUUUUCGGUGUUGUUUUGUUUGAUCUUUUUUGUCUUGUAAGAGAUGACAACAGUGUAUCUAACUUAAGCUAUUGCUUUUCAAAUUAGGAGGUUAGAAUAUAUUCAUAAAUUUACCAGAGUCAAUAAUAAAUAUAUUUUGUAUUAAAAUA
This is a messenger RNA of Tupaia belangeri chinensis (Chinese tree shrew), 1290 nucleotides long. It is a transcript of the gene RGS1, whose product is annotated as regulator of G protein signaling 1. The record is from RefSeq and is a predicted model, not a curated record. Bases 57 to 686 code for a protein of 209 amino acids. NCBI's taxonomy places the organism in Eukaryota, Metazoa, Chordata, Mammalia, Scandentia, Tupaiidae. The transcript has 5 exons.